Penicillium arizonense is the source of this 1677-nucleotide messenger RNA. RefSeq lists its product as uncharacterized. Gene Ontology annotation, biological process: transsulfuration. Gene Ontology annotation, molecular function: pyridoxal phosphate binding; cystathionine gamma-synthase activity. Bases 1 to 1677 code for a protein of 558 amino acids. The transcript is spliced from 5 exons. NCBI's taxonomy places the organism in Eukaryota, Fungi, Ascomycota, Eurotiomycetes, Eurotiales, Aspergillaceae. The record is from RefSeq and is a predicted model, not a curated record.
AUGGGGGAUUAUAAACCGACAAAAGCAGAGGAAAAUGCGUUCUCGGUAUGGGAUGGUGCGCAGCCGCUAGGAACAUCACUGCCGACUGGUGAUCCUCACGCUGUGAGCUUCUCAUUGCCCACUUGGACAUCUGUCAUCGGGCUUAUGGCUGGAGAAGAUUGGGUAAAGAACGCAAAACAGACCACUUACCCGAGGAUGGGCUUAUGCCCACUUGUCAGUAAGCUAUGUGAGGCUGCCGUGAAACGUCUAAACCAACCCAAGGGCAUGAGGUGCAGGAUCUUCACCUCACAUGAUGCGGCAAUACGUCUUGACCAAACACUCAAGAAAAAAGAUCCAACCACACGCACAUACGCCAUUGAUUUUGUCCCCCAGUCUGUUGAUCCGGAAGUUCUAACAUGGGGACGCUUUAUACUGGUAUUGUAUGCCGAUGCCAUGGAGGAAGAAGCAAAUCGAUUCUUGCUCAAUCACGGCGACGGUAUCUCGAAUAGGCACGCCGAGUUUUGCCUUUCCCUCAUGCCCUUUAUGGAUACGAAAUGUGGACCUGCAGGUUCACAAUUCUGCGCCGCGGUCCUAGAGCCGAAUAUUAGCACAAUUCAGCCGCCCCCUUGGACAUGUUCUGGCUUAGAGGAGAAGGCGAUCGUCAAGUCCAUUUUGGCGGAUUCAAUAGUGUCCCAGAAAGCGGGCAUGGCCCCUGUUCGACCUGACGAUGUUUUCCUUUAUUCCACCGGUAUGAUGGCCAUUGGGAAGAUUGCCCGUGUAAUGAGCAGCACUUCGAAGGACGCUACUGCAGUGAUAUACGGCUGGCUCUAUUCAGGUACCAAGCCUUUGGUGGAAGAGUGCGGGUUUUAUGAGUGUGUACUUUACGGUCACGGCUCAGAGCACGAGCUGGACCUUCUCGAGUCCUCACUUGCAGCAGGAGCAAGAUACACUGUCCUAUUCUGCGAGAUCCCAUCAAAUCCACAGCUGCACACGCCAAAUUUGAUUAGAAUCAAAUAUCUUGCGGAUAAGUAUGGAUUUACUACAGUUAUCGAUGAUACCAUAGGAACGUCGGUUAAUGUGGAUAUCUUGCCGUAUGCCGAUGUCGUCAUUACAAGCCUAACAAAGAUUUUCAACGGAGCAUGCAAUGCGAUGGGCGGCAGCCUCAUUGUCAAUCCUAAUUCUAAGUGCUAUCCAAUGAUCCACGCCCAGCUACAGGAUAGCUUUGAGGACGUUCUGUUCCCACUCGAUGCAAAAAUCCUAAGUAAGAAUUGCGUUGACUAUGCGGACCGUGUGCGAAGAUGCAGUGCAACAGCUAUGAAGAUUGCCCAUCUUCUCGCGGGCCAUCCACUCGUGGAGUAUGUCAAUUACCCAACUCUGGUGCCCUCCAGAGCGGAAUACGAGCGGUAUCGGCGUGAAGGAGAGGGCUAUGGAUACUUGUUGAGUAUCGUUUUCCGAAGUCCUGACAGUGCUGUUCAGUUUUACGACGCGCUGGACCUGUGGAAAGGCGGAAGUAUAGGAAAUAACAACUCUAUCGCACUCCCAUAUUCGGUUCUCGCACACUGGGAUGAACAAGAUUGGGCGGCUUCAUUUGGAGUUCCAAAACAUAUUGUACGCCUCAGUGUAGGCUUGGAGCCAGAAUGUGAACUGCGGGCACGUGUGCUUGGGGCCCUCGAGAAGGUGGAAUUUGUUAUGAAUUAA